AUUUGACUACGUCUUUGUAAUCUUUGGUUAUUAAAGUUAAACCCAUCUUGGAAUCAAACACGACCGUUAAAAUCAGAAACCUUGGUUUUGGUCCUUCUUGGAUAUAGCCAUGGUGAUCUUAUCUCUCGUCUCUUGUUCCUUCUCCGUUUUCUCACCACCGAUUAGUCUCCGCCUUCAUCUCCCGUCGGUUACAUCUCUCUAUUCCAAUGGAACCUUACCUGCUUCUUCUACAUUUCGGUCUCAGCUACAGCCAUUACUUAUCAGCUGCUUAAAUCAUCGAGAACCUUCUCUAAUUUUCCGAUGUAGUUGCGUUAGUUCUCCGAUUGAAGCCGGAAGUCAAAUUGAGUCUCUGUUUUCGUUAUUCCGAGAUAUUGGGUUUAUUGAAGAAGAAACUGAGAUGAUUUUAGCGAAGAACCCAGACAUAAAGUCGGCAUCUUUGGAUAAAAUUGGUGCUCGUGUUGCUUCUCUUCAGUCUCUGAAAAUCGAUGGCUUUGCGCUUCAGGGUUUGAUUGCAAAGUGCCCUACUUUAUUGACUUCAGAAGAAUUCGAUCCCAUUAUUAGUUUCUUAGUUGAUGAACUCGAAGGAAGGCUUGAUCCUGAGUUAGUGGAGCGCUUACUCUCUGUGGUAGACACAUCUAUCUUGCUUAGUUUUAAUCAGAAGGUGAGAUUGCUUCUCCUCCAUGGAAUACCUAAAGAAAAGAUCUCUCAUGUGUUGAACAAAGUGUACCUAAAUAAACUGCUGUAUCAGAAAUCAGUUGAAGACAUUGAGAGAUUGAUUAGUUUCUUGGAACCUUUUGGUGGAAUUGGUAUAAUUGCGAGGCGGCCAGUGAUUCUCAACAGUGACUUGGAUAGUCAGUUGAUUCCUAGGGUUGAUUUCAUUAGGAAUCUUAGCGGGGAAGACGAUUUCGCUACUGGAACGGUGCUACGUAGACUUCCUGCCAUAUUGAGUUAUAGUGUUGAGCAUAUGAACAGCCACGUCGAGUUUCUCAAGUCUUUUGCUGGCUUGACGAGUGAGCAAGUUUUUAAGAUUGUUCAUGUGUUCCCGAAUGUUAUCAGCACUAGUAAAGAGAGGAAGCUGCGCCCGAGGAUAGAGUUUCUGAAGGAAUGUGGCUUUGAUUCCCCCGGCAUGUUCAAAUUCUUGAGUAAAGCACCGUUGAUUCUAGCUCUAUCUGAAGAUAAUCUAUCGCACAAACUCGGGUUUUUAGUAAAGAUUGGAUAUAAGCACAGAACAAAGGAACUGGCCUUUGCGAUGGGAGCUGUGACCAGAACAAGCACUGACAAUAUGCAGAGGGUAAUUGGACUGUACUUGAGCUACGGUCUUUCGUUUGAAGACAUUCUAGCGAUGAGCACAAAGCAUCCUCAAGUCCUGCAGUAUAAUUACACUUCUUUAGAAAAGAAACUGGAGUAUUUGAUCGAGUACAUGGGCCGUGAAGUCGAAGAAAUUCUUGCAUUUCCUGCAUUUCUUGGGUACAAGCUUGAUAGCAGAAUCAAACAUCGGUAUGAAGAAAAGUUGAAGAGCAGAGGUGAGAACAUGUCUCUUAACAAGCUUUUGACAGUAUCAGCUGAAAGAUUCUCUAAGGCGGCUGAUAAUAUUGAAAUGAUUUGUUUAUGAUUGAGUGACAAAAGGAAACAACAAAGUUAAUGACCAAGUUUGAGUUCAUUGAGAAGUUACAACUGAAGAGUUUUUAUCACAAAUUCUCACUUCGAUAUCAACAUUAAUACUUUACCUGUCUUAAUUUUAUAGUAUCAAUGUUCUUGCUCGGGUUAGUUUAUGCAUGAUAUUAUGUAAAAAACUUAUAAACUAAGUAGAGAACA
Arabidopsis arenosa is the source of this 1815-nucleotide messenger RNA. The record is from the annotation of a GenBank genome assembly. NCBI's taxonomy places the organism in Eukaryota, Viridiplantae, Streptophyta, Magnoliopsida, Brassicales, Brassicaceae.